This is a messenger RNA of Phyllostomus hastatus (greater spear-nosed bat), 2435 nucleotides long. RefSeq names its product proline rich nuclear receptor coactivator 2 (gene PNRC2). Gene Ontology annotation, cellular component: nucleus; P-body. Lineage: Eukaryota; Metazoa; Chordata; Mammalia; Chiroptera; Phyllostomidae. The record is from RefSeq and is a predicted model, not a curated record. The transcript is spliced from 3 exons. The coding region runs from base 415 to 834 and encodes 139 amino acids. Gene Ontology annotation, biological process: nuclear-transcribed mRNA catabolic process, nonsense-mediated decay.
UCGCCACUGCCUCCAUUUUGUCGGUAGAGGCAGGAGGAGGAAGUCGUCGGGACGCCGAGGUGGUGGUAGCUAGGUCAUCCGUGCUUGUGGGCUUUGUUCUUUCCGUGCCUCGUCUCUCCCUGGAAGGGGAGGGGGCUUCGUCGCUGAGGAGGAUCCGUAGCUACAGUCCGAACUUGAAGUCUUGAAGUCGCUAGGACUUCUCCCAAACUUGUGUGCUGAGGAGACUCAGAUGUUGGCCUCGGCUCCUAAGCUGGACUCAGCAGAUUGGCCCAUGAAAACGUCUGUUUUGAGACAAAGGAAAGGAUCUGUCAGAAAGCAACAUCUAUUCUCCUGGGCUUGGCAACAAGGAAGAGGACAGAGAGUGGGAAUCCUGCAAUCUGAAAAACAGACUGAAAGGUGACAAAGAAGCUGAAGAUGGGUGGUGGAGAGAGGUAUAACAUUCCAACUCCUCAAUCUAGAAAUGUUACUAAGAACCCACAACAACUUAAUAGACAGAAGACCAAGGAUCAAAAUUCCCAGAUGAAGAUUGUUCAUAAGAAAAAAGAAAGAGGACAUACUUACAACACAUCAGCAGCUGCAUGGCAGGCCAUGCAGAAUGGGGGGAAGAACAAAAAUUUUCCAAAUAAUCAAAAUUGGAACUCUGGCUUAUCAAGUCCCAGCUUACUUUUUAAGUCUCAAACCAACCAGAACUAUGCUGGAGCCAAAUUCAGUGAGCCGCCGUCACCAAGCGUACUUCCUAAACCACCAAGCCACUGGGUUCCUGUCUCCUUUAACCCUUCUGAUAAGGAAAUAAUGACAUUUCAACUUAAAACCUUACUUAAAGUCCAGGUAUAAAGUAAGAUAAAGUACUAAUGUUUAAAUUUAGUAAUAAUUAAGGGUAGUUGUCAGUUUCAUACCAAAUUCACUAGGGUAUUAAUGUCUAUAAAACUGCUAAUUAAUGUAGAAAAGACAAUUAGACUUCAUCUGGUUUUGUGUUGUGCACUGUGAUAUGUAAUGGUAUUAUCAGUGCCACUUAAAAUAACUAAAUUGCUGAUAACUCUACUUUUUAUCAAGUGUUCUCAAUUGCGCAACUCCUAGGUGAAAGCAAGUUUAGAUUUGGGAAAUGGUAAGUAAAGGAAUCAACUUUUUCUAUUGCUUGUUUGGGUAGAAUACUGAUUGAAGACUAUCAAGUCAGAAUUACUUGCUGAAAGCCAGUGAAUCUGAUUAUAAGCAUCUUGUUAAGACAGGAAAUGAGAAUUAGUUGAGUAUUGAAAGUUUUGUGUCCUAGAAACACCUAAACCAGUAAUAUGCCAACAAUCUGAUGUACUGCCAAAAGAAAAUGUGAAUUUUCCUUACGGAAUACUUGAGCAGUUUAGUGAUCCGAUUGGUGGUGAAUGUGGAAGGGGCACUAGGAGCAAUUCAGAAUGAACAGUGUUUCUCAUGUGCAGUGGAUAAGUGACUGCAAAAAAAAGUGCCAAAACCAUUUUUAUAGAAUCAAUUGGUGGGCAGAGUAGCUUUCAAAGUGCUUUUUUUUUUAAAAAAAAGCACUGCACAGGCUAUUCUGUGAUCUGGCCUCAAAUCAUCCCUGCAAAGCUUGCUUAAAAUAGGGAGCUACAUAAUGUGAAAGUUUUGAGUACGUAGGAAAGAGCCAUGUAAAUAUAUGUAAUAAACUUGUAGCAUAUGUAAAGUUUUGGCAUUUAUCCUACAAAAAUAAAGAGUAUUUUAGUAUAAAUUUGUUGAAUGUAAGACCAUAGACUCUUUUUAUGCCUAUGGCCUAAUUUUAAAGGUCCAGAAUAAUUUGUUUUUAAAGCCUGCCCUUGUGCUAAAGUGCCAGUGUAUGUAUGUUAAAAUUGAUCUGGUUGUAAACUAUAUUUCAAUAAAUACUAGUGUAAUAAGUUUUAUAUAACUGAAAAGGUUUUAAAGCUGCUAAAACACUUCCUAUUUUUAAGAGAUGUGAAAUGCAGUAUGGGACUAUUUUAAUUUUUAUUCCUUAAACCCAAAGAUUAACUAUUAAAGGGUCCAUCCAACUUUAAAAAUUCAUACUGGCUUUGAACAAUUUUUGUAACUUAGGAUACAUAGAUUAAUGCCAGUGGGGUUUUUUUGGUCACCAGUAAGUGCAACCAAGGGACCACUUACUGAAAUGAUGUGAUUGCUUGCAUAAUACCUUGAUAACAUUUUACCCACCUUUAGAAAUAAAUGCUAAGUAUAACAUUAACUCAGUAGUUAAAAAUGUGGGGAUUAAUUAAAAAUUUGAUGGUAACUGCCCUGUUUUCUAAUUUGGUGGCUUUUUGAAUAUUUUAAAGCAGAAUGGCCGGUUUGUAUUUUUCCAAAUAAAUUCAGGCAAGAUAAUAUUGCUCAAGUCAAAUAAUUAUAUCCUAAGACAAGUUUAUAUAGUACUUAAUGUGCACAUAUGAAUUUGAAGCAUGAAAUUAAAAUAAAACUGCUUUUUCUCCCCA